ACUGUAUCUCGUCUGCUGACUGAGGUAUUCCUACAAGCACCGACUGGGGCAGCUGGGAGUUACAGUGUGACUCUCUAUGUGCAUACAUUUAUCCUCCUGCCGUCCUCCUUGGCUCUCCUCUCUUGAUCUUUUUUUGCCUGGACGCCAGCGCUCUCUCCUCGGGUCAGGAGCUGUGGAUUUGCGGGUCAGAGUUAGAGAUCAUGGACCAGGGUGGAGCAGGGGACGAUCAAGGAAACUGGGUCACUGGCAGGCUCUCCUGACUGAUGCCUGUUUGGACCUGGAGGAAUGGGGUGCACCACCAGCACCGUUGUGGUUGAAGGGCUGCGUACGGUCUUAGAGAGGAACUGUAGUGGCUACAUCUGUAAGGGAGCAGCUGAGCCCAUAGGGCCAUCUGAGGCUGAGCGAGCGCUGAGUCGGAGAGAGUCGCGGGUAUUUCCAACACCGAGAGUACUUAAGGUAAAGCCGAAGGUGAUCGAGCCGCUGGACUAUGAAAAUGUGUUGGUGCAGAGGAAGACGCAAAUCCUCAGUGAUGUCCUCAGAGACAUGCUGCAGUUCCCCCUGGAGGACUUUGAGAUUUUAACUUUGAGGCGGCAAGGGAGAACUCUCUACCCCACAGUGCCUGUAAAUGCAGAGCGGGAGGCCCAGAGUCUGUUUGUCCAAGAGUGCAUUAAGACCUACAAGUCUGACUGGCAUGUCGUCAACUACAAGUAUGAGGACUAUUCUGGAGACUUUCGACAGCUUCCAAACAAAGUGUCCAGGCCUGAUAAACUGGCUGUCCAUGUAUUUGAAGUGGAUGAGGAUGUCGACAAAGAUGAGGAUACGGCCUCCCUGGGAUCCCAGAAAGGCGGGUUUUCCAAACAUGGCUGGCUCUAUAAAGGCAACAUGAACAGUGCUAUCAGUGUCACCAUGAGGUCAUUCAAGAGGAGGUAUUUCCAUCUAACCCAGCUCGGGGACGGCUCUUAUAAUUUGAACUUCUACAAGGAUGAGAAGAUUUCCAAAGAGCCCAAAGGAACCAUCUUCUUGGACUCCUGCAUGGGUGUGGUUCAGAACAACAAGGUUCGGCGGUUUGCUUUCGAGCUGAAGAUGCAAGAUAAGAGUACCUACCUGCUGGCUUCAGACAGCGAAGGAGAGAUGGAGGACUGGAUCAACACGCUCAACAAGAUCUUGCACAGCAGCUUUGAGAUCGCUAUGCAGGAGAAGAGGAACGGAGACAUUCAUGAUGAUGAUGAUCUUGGAAAGUCAGACAGUUCCUCUGGCAGCAUGGACAGCUUUCAGAGUGCAAGAGAUAUAGAGUCUAGGAUGAGGAACGAGACCAGAUUGAAGCUGUUCACCCUGGACCCUGACACACAGAAACUUGAUUUCUCAGGAAUAGAGCCGGAUGUGAAGCAGUUUGAAGAGAAGUUUGGUAAGCGUGUUCUGGUGAACUGCAAUGACCUCGCGUUCAACCUGCAAAGCUGUGUGGCCGAGAACGAGGAGGGACCAACCACAAACGUGGAGCCAUUUUAUGUCACCCUGUCACUGUUCGACAUCCAGAACGGCAGGAAGAUCUCCUCUGACUUCCACGUGGACUUAAACCACCCGUCCGUAAGGGGCAUGGUGCCCAGUAACACCAGUCAGUAUAUGAACGGGGGAGGGGACACCCAUCCUGAGGGGCAGCGGUUGGUCCAUGGGGUGCCAGAGGCAGCCAUGCAGUAUCCAAGACUGGGAGUGUUCUCGGUAACGUGCCCCCACCCAGAUAUCUUCCUGGUGGCUCGCAUAGAGAAGGUGCUCCAGGGGGGAAUCAACCACUGUGCCGAGCCGUACAUGAAGAGUUCAGACUCCACAAAGGUGGCACAAAAGGUCCUGAAAAAUGCCAAGCUGGCAUGUUGCCGGUUAGGACAGUACAGGAUGCCUUUUGCCUGGGCAGCAAGGCCUUUGUUCAAAGAUGCUUCAGGGACGCUUGAUAAAAGUGCUCGUUUCUCAGCCCUGUUCAGACAGGACAGCAACAAGCUAUCCAAUGAUGAUAUGCUCAAACUGCUGGCCGAUUUCAGAAAGCCAGAGAAGAUGGCCAAGCUGCCUGUGAUCCUAGGAAACCUUGAUGUUACCAUAGACAAUGUAGCCCCCGACUUAACAAAUUGUGUUACCUCAUCCUACAUUCCCGUGAAGCAGUUUGAUGUCAGCGACAAGACCAACAUCUUCUUUGAAGUGGAGGAGUUUGUGCCGUACAUAGCCAAAUGUUCUCAGCCUUUCACCAUCUACAACAAUCACCUCUAUGUCUAUCCGAAGCACUUGAAGUACGACAGCCAAAAGUCAUUCGCAAAGGCUAGAAACAUAGCUGUCUGCAUUGAGUUCAAGGACUCAGAUGAGGAAGAGGCUGUUUCAUUGAAGUGCAUCUAUGGCAGACCUGGAGGACCCUUGCUUACCAAAAAUGCCUUUGCUGCAGUAUUACAUCACCAGCAAACCCCCGAAUUCUACGAUGAGUUUAAGAUUGAGCUGCCAACCCAGCUCCACGAGAAACAUCAUCUGCUCUUCACCUUCCACCAUGUCAGCUGUGACAGCAACAGCAAGGCCAGCACCAAAAAGAGAGACCUGGUUGAGACUCAAGUGGGAUACGCCUGGCUCCCCCUGCUGAAAGACGGCCGGGUGACCAUGAAUGAGAGUCAAGUCCCUGUAGCUGCAAACCUGCCUGCUGGAUACCUUAGCUGUCAGGAGGGUGCCAGCAAGCAUUCAGGCCCAGAAGUCAAAUGGGUGGAUGGAGGCAAGCCUUUAUUUAAGGUUUCCACUCACCUUGUGUCCACUGUCUACACUCAGGAUCAACAUUUGCACAAUUUCUUUCAUCACUGUCAGAGCACUGCACCUGCAACCCAGGUGUCAGGAGGAGAACUGGUCAAAUACCUGAAGAGUCUGCAUGCCAUGGAGAGCCAUGUGAUGAUAAAGUUCCUGCCCACAACCCUGAAUCAGCUGUUCAGGGUGCUAACCAGUGCCACCCAAGAGGACGUGGCAGUCAACGUCACCAGAGUCAUGAUUCACAUUGUUGCCCAGUGCCACGAGGAGGGAUUGGAGCACUACCUGAGAUCAUAUGUGAAGUUUGUAUUCAAGACUGAGCCACAAACAUCCUCAACCAACCGAUCAGUGCACGAGGAGUUGGCUAAAGCCAUGACUGCUAUCUUGAAGCCUUCCACUGACUUUCUCACGUGUAACAAACUCCUCAAGUAUUCCUGGUAUUUCUUUGAAGCCUUAGUCAAGUCCAUGGCUCAGUACUUGAUUGAGAGCUGUAAAGUGAAGCUGUCCAGGAAUCAGCGCUUCUCCGCAUCCUUCCAUCACACUGUGGAGACUCUGGUCAACAUGAUGAUGCCACACAUCACUCAGAAAUACAAAGACAACCUGGAUGCCGCCAGGAACGCCAACCACAGUCUUGCAGUCUUCAUCAAGCGUUGUUUCAACCUGAUGGACAGAGGCUUUAUGUUCAAGCAGAUCAACAACUAUAUCAACUGUUUUAUGCCUGGAGACCCAAAGACGCUGUUCGAGUUCAGGUUUGAGUUCCUGCGUGUUGUGUGCAGCCACGAGCACUAUGUCCCCUUAAACCUGCCCAUGCCAUUUGGAAAAGGAAGGAUACUGAGGUUUCAAGCUUUAUUAUCUCCAAAUGAUGUGGUGGAGUCAUGCGAUAUAGACCUCCAGAUGGAUUACUCGCUGACAGAUGACUUCUGCAAGAACCACUUCCUGGUCGGGCUGCUGCUCAGGGAGGUCAGUGUAGGUCUGCAGGAGUUCAGGGAAAUUCGUCAGAUAGCCAUCCAUGUGCUGAAGAAUCUAAUGAUAAAGCACACAUUUGAUGACCGCUACAGCUCCAAAAGCCAGCAGGCCAGGUUGGCCACCCUGUACUUUCCCUUGUUUGGUCUGCUCCAAGAGAAUGUCAACAGACUGAAUGUGAAGGAAGUAUCCCCAUUCACCAUCAACCACUCCAACAAUAAUGGAAGAGAAGAUUCACUUCUUACCAACACUUUGAUAACACCUCCCAGAUCCAGCACCUUUCUGGACACCAGCUUGCACAAAGAUGUUUUUGGAGUCAUCUCUGGCACCUCUUCACCUCACGCGUCGUCAACCCCCAACAUUAACUCUGUGCGCCACGCAGAAUCUCGCGGCUCACUCAUCAGCACUGACUCUGGCAACAGCCUGCCUGAGAAGAUCAAUGACAAGUCCAACUCUCUCGACAAGACGGAGAAGUUUGUACGGAGACACUCUGUCAAUGUCCUGCGCUUCUUUACGGAGACUGAGGAGUCCAUGCUCUCGGUGCGCUCCAAGCGUGUCACCAUGGACUUCUCCCUGCUCUCUGUCCCCUGUGUGACAGAGAGCGCCCCUCAGCCCAUCAUUUCACUUCAAAACCAGGCUGCUUCGACAAUGGGCAGUACCCUGCUGCGAUGUGAUAAACUGGACCAGGCAGAGAUCAAGAGCCUCCUCAUGUGCUUCUUACACGUGCUCAAAAGCAUGUCUGAGGAUGCUCUGUUCACAUACUGGAACAAGGCUUCAUCUGCUGAGUUAAUGGACUUCUUCACUCUGGUCGAAGUGUGCCUCCAUCAGUUCAGAUACAUGGGAAAGAGAUACAUCGCAAGGAACCAGGAUGGGGCAGGACCUGUAGCACAUGAGCGGAAGUCUCAGACUCUGCCUGUGUCCCGUAACAGGGCGGGAAUGAUGCAUGCCCGCUUACAUCAGCUCAGCAGCCUGGAUAACUCAUACACUUUUAACCACACCUACAGUCACUCGGAUGCAGACGUGUUAAAUCAGUCACUGCUGGAGGCUAACAUCGCUACGGAAGUGUGCAUGACCGUCCUGGACACGCUAAGUAUCUUCAUCAUGGGAUUCAAGACCCAGCUGUGCUCUGACCACGGCCACAGUCCACUAAUGAAGAAGGUGUUUGAAGUCCACCUCUGUUUCCUGCGGAUCAAUCAGUCAGAGACGGCCCUCAAGCAGGUCUUCACUUCAUUGCGCACCUUCAUCUACAAGUUUCCUUGCACAUUUUUUGAAGGACGUGCUGACAUGUGUGCUGCUUUCUGCUAUGAGAUCUUGAAGUGUUGUAACUCCAAGCUGAACUCCAUUCGCAGCGAUGCCGCCCAUCUGCUCUACUUCCUCAUGAAGAGCAACUUUGAUUACACAGGUCGCAAGUCUUUUGUUCGGACACACUUACAGGUGGUAAUUGCUGUCAGUCAAUUGAUAGCUGAUGUGAUUGGUAUCGGAAGUACCCGCUUUCAGCAGUCCCUGUCAAUAAUCAAUAACUGCGCAAACAGUGACAAAACUAUUAAGAACACAGCGUUCCCAUCAGAUGUGAAGGACCUGACCAAACGCAUCAGAACAGUUUUGAUGGCCACGGCUCAGAUGAAGGAGCACGAGAGAGAUCCAGAGAUGCUGGUGGACCUGCAGUACAGCCUCGCCAAGUCUUACGCCAGCACACCAGAACUACGCAAGACCUGGCUGGACAGCAUGGCCAGGAUCCAUGUGAAGAACGGAGACCUGUCAGAGGCGGCCAUGUGCUAUGUGCAUGUUGCAGCACUUGUGGCAGAAUACCUGCGGAGAAAAGGCAUGUUCAAGCAGGGCUGCUCAGCGUUUCGUGUCAUCACUCCAAACAUUGAUGAAGAAGCAGCAAUGAUGGAGGACGUCGGCAUGCAGGACGUUCAUUUCAAUGAAGACGUCCUAAUGGAGCUUUUGGAGGAGUGUGCAGAUGGACUGUGGAAAGCUGAGCGUUACGAGCUCAUCUCUGACAUCUACAAGCUCAUUAUCCCCAUUUAUGAGAAGCGGAGGGACUUUGAGAAACUGGCCCACCUAUAUGACACCCUGCAUCGUGCAUACAGCAAAGUGACAGAGGUCAUGCACUCAGGCAAGAGACUGCUGGGCACCUACUUCAGAGUGGCCUUCUUUGGCCAGGCAGCGCAGUACCACUUUACUGACUCAGAGGCUGAGGGCUUCUUUGAAGAUGAAGAUGGUAAGGAGUACAUCUACAAAGAACCCAAAUUCACCCCACUAUCGGAGAUAUCUCAGAGGCUUCUGAAGCUGUACUCUGACAAGUUUGGACAGGAGAAUGUGAAGAUGAUCCAAGACUCUGGCAGGAUUAACCCCAAAGACCUGGAUUCUAAGUUUGCGUACAUCCAAGUGACACAUGUGACCCCUUACCUGGAGGAGAAAGAGCUGGUGGACAGGAAGACAGACUUCGAGAAGAGCCACAACAUCCGUCGCUUUGUGUUUGAGAUGCCUUUCACCAUAUCAGGCAAAAAGCAAGGCGGGGUGGAGGAGCAGUGCAAACGCAGGACUAUACUAACCACCACGCAUUGUUUCCCUUACGUAAAGAAACGCAUCGCAGUGAUGUAUCAACACCACACUGAUCUGAGCCCCAUCGAGGUGGCCAUCGAUGAGAUGAGCAAGAAGGUGGCCGAGAUCAAACAGCUGUGCUCCUCCAGUGAGGUGGACAUGAUCCGUCUGCAGCUCAAACUGCAGGGCAGCAUCAGCGUCCAGGUAAACGCAGGACCGCUUGCAUAUGCACGAGCUUUUCUGGAUGAUGCAUGCGCCAAGAAGUAUCCUGAUAACAAGGUCAAACAGCUGAAAGAGGUCUUCAGGCAUUUUGUUGAGGCAUGUGGCCAUGGCUUAAGUAUUAAUGAGCGUCUGAUCAAAGAGGACCAACAGGAGUAUCACGAUGAGAUGAAAGCCAGCUAUAGAGACCUAGCUAGGGAGCUGUCCAUCAUCAUGCGUGAGCAAAUCAGUCCUGUGGAAGAUGGUAUGAAGAGCGUUCUUCCAGACUCGCUUCACAUCUUUAACGCCAUCAGCGGCACUCCAACCAGUGCCACCAUCCAUGGCAUCCCCAGCUCUUCCUCUGUGGUAUGAUGCUUGCCUGGGUUAGCCUUAAACCCUGCGCCCUCUAUACUCGCCAACCAGGCAUGCCGGUGAUGCCAUAUUGUCGCUUUUGAACCCGAUCCUGCUUUAGUCAGCUUAAAGGGAAACUGACAUAAGCACAGACAACCAUGACCAAGGCACUGGACCUAUUUAAUGUAUACACACGGCAUGGUAACUGUGUUGGAUGUCUGUGACAGUACUGAGGAGAAAUCGGAGACCAGAGAGGGGAUCAUGCAGGAGAGAUGACAGACUUUGCAACCUGCUUCAUGGCCACGCAUAAUGUGUCACUUGUUUUUACCUGAAAAGACUGGGCAGUGUUUUCAAUGGAGACAUUCCUGUUGGGCUCUUUGAUAUGCAUGUCAUUAUAUUACACCCACCACCCUCCCAACAGCCCAUUUUUGUUUAUUUUGAUGAUAUUUUUAAUAUUUUACAAUGUGUUUUUGUAUGUACAGUAUUCCACUUUUAUAAGCCACUGUAUUGAUGUCUUGAUGAACACUAUAUGCUGCAUACAUUGAUGCUCAUCUACCUGUACAUGAAGUUAUAUUUCUACUAAAAGGGCCUCCUAUGACUCAUGUUAGCAUUCAACCUUAAAUCACUUCAAUGUCUUAGAAUGGUAGUGUUUUUAAAUAUUUAAAGCCAUUGCAUACAAAUGUUAUAUUCCAAAUUGUUAAUUAAUGUAUAUAAAAAAGGAGUGUGUGCAAUAUUUGCAAAGUAUCUGUGUGGGGCUCAUACACUGUAAAGAUGAUGUUCACCUUCUUGCCAAAGUGAUGAGGUGUGGAACCAGACACUACGCCUACUGUGGAAGUUAUUUGAAUCUUAUUUGAAAUUGUUUUAUAUUUGGGCAGCAAUGUUUUUUUUUUAUUUUUGUUUUUAUUUUUUUUAUUUAACAUAAAGUUACUGUUCUGCUGUAAACAGAGAUGUUGCCUAAUGCUUUUCUUUUAAAUAAAACACAAAUUUCUCUGCA
Messenger RNA from Perca fluviatilis (European perch), 7816 nucleotides. Its product is annotated as dedicator of cytokinesis protein 9-like. Lineage: Eukaryota; Metazoa; Chordata; Actinopteri; Perciformes; Percidae. Bases 286 to 6843 code for a protein of 2185 amino acids. Gene Ontology annotation, molecular function: guanyl-nucleotide exchange factor activity. Gene Ontology annotation, biological process: positive regulation of GTPase activity; small GTPase-mediated signal transduction. The record is from RefSeq and is a predicted model, not a curated record. The transcript is spliced from 57 exons.